GUGAGUGACUGGCAGAGAAGGAGCUGUAGCAGAAGCAGAGGAGACGUGGGGGGCGUGCUUGAGAAAGUAGCCCGCAAAAAGAAUGCUGUAAAGGUUGCCCAAGCAACAAAGCCCUUAUUCUAUUUAAUUCAAAUGAAUAUGAAUAAGAGAAAAGCUUGCAGUGGCAAAAUGAAUGCUGAAGACAAGGAAAAUUGGUCUUUUGAACCACAUGAAAGCACAUUGAAAACUCCUCUGAAACAGGCAGCGACCUCCAACUGGCUUUUGGCAGAGAAGCCGCCUCCUGCUUCUGGCCAUCUGACAACGCCACCCAAGCCUAAUGAAAUCUCUCCUGGAGACCCAUGGACACCGACAGCUAACCUGAAAAUGCUAAUCAGCGCAGCUAGUCCUGAGAUUAGAAAUCGAGAACAGGAAAAAAGAUUGUCAGACAGCAGAAAUGAAAUCCCUGAGGACCAUUUGUCAGGAGACGAAUAUGAAAAAUCUCAACCCAGCCGUAAAGAGAAAAGCCUAGGGUUGCUUUGUCACAAAUUUUUAGCUCGCUAUCCUAGUUAUCCCGACAUCUCUAAGAACAAUGAAAUUUGCCUUGAUGAAGUAGCAGAAGAGCUUAAUGUUGAACGCAGGCGCAUCUAUGACAUAAUGAAUGUCCUGGAAAGUCUUCACAUGGUGAGCCGACUUGCCAAAAACAGGUAUUCUUGGCAUGGGUGUCAUAAUCUUAAGAAAACACUACAGAUUUUGAAAAAAGUGGCUGAGGAGAACAACUAUAGUCAGCAAGUUGAGCUGAUUAAAAGAAGACAAUAUGAAGAAGAGCCUGAAGGGGAUGACCAGAAGAUUCAGUUGAUGGCAAAGCAUGUUAGGCCAAAUGACCAUACAGACAUCUGUUUUGUGGAACUUCCUGGGAUGGAGUUUCGAGCAGCUUCAGUAAACAGUCGUAAAGACAAGUCUUUACGGGUGAUGAGUCAGAAAUUUGUGAUGCUGUUUCUUGUUUCAACCCCCCAAGUUGUGAAUCUUGAAGUCGCUGCUAAAAUUUUGAUUGGUGAAGACCAUGUUGAGUAUUUGGAUAAAAGCAAGUUUAAAACUAAAAUUCGAAGGCUGUAUGAUAUUGCAAAUGUUCUCAGUAGCCUUGAGCUCAUCAGGAAGGUUCACGUUACAGAAGAGAAGGGUCGCAAACCAGCAUUUAAAUGGACAGGACCAGAUGUUUUUUCAGAGAUUCUAGCUGCACAGCCUGUAUCUACACCCACUGCGACUGCUUCAUCUCAUCCUGCGGAAAGGAAGUCUUCCAAAGAGCAUUGUUCCAAGAACCUCUUCCCUACGAGAAGCAAGCAAGGCUUCAUACGGCACCCAUCUUUAAUGAAAUUGGCAAAGGGUGCGCAAAGCAAUCAGAGGAAAAUUAGAUCUGCUCCAAGCAGCCCCGUCAAGAAAAAUGCAAGUCAAAUUCCACCAAGCUUUCCAAGCAAGAUGGCUCAACUUGCAACAAUAUGCAAACAGCAGCUGGAUGAACAGUCAAGGGAUUUCAAGAAGAGAAGAAUGAAAUUGGAACAUUCUACUUUGCCAUCCCCUCUAGGUCUGCCACCCAAAACUCGUUUGAAGCCUAAACCAUUCUUGUUACCUUCUCAGGCUGAGAUCCUACCUCUGAUCCACAACUCGGUACCUCCAGCAAUGCUACCUCUCCAUCCCAAUGUGCCCUAUGCAUUAUAUCUGCACCCUUCCCAAACACAGCUAGUGACAGCAUACAAUCCAAGUUUCACGGUGCGGCCUGUCCACUGUGCUAAUGUGGCUGGAAGUAAGUCUCCCAUGGAGCCCAGUUCCCAAAUAGCCCCCGGUAAAAUAUUUAUUGAAGACAGUGGCAGCAAUGGAGAAGGAAGUGCUUCCUGUGCUAAAGGUAAAGGCCAGGACCUCUGGCUGGCGAAGGAGCAAGAAGGUACAAAGGAUGACGUGGUGCCUGAGAUACAUUUUAAGAGACGUAGAAUGGAGGGCAGUCCAAUGAAAAAAUGUGUGAGUGAAGAAGCGGCGCUGCAUGAUGUGCUACUGGGAGUAUCUGCUGAGAGCAAAAAAUCCCGAUGUCCCAUAGCUUCGCAUCUUGACCAGGAAACCUUAACUUCAUCAGCUGUGAAACAAAGUAAAUCUGAAAAAACAGAUCAAGACUUGGAGGGUCAACCAAAGCAGCAGAGGCAACGGGAACUUUUGGAACCCGACAGCGUCACCACAAUGCAGGAGAUGCCCGCAACAUUUGCAAUCGCUACACACAAGACUUGGUUUCCUUCAGGAUACCUUAUACCUCUUCCUCACUGUACCAAGCUUGGUAAUGAGACCAUUUUUUCUAACAAGGAGAAAGCUGAGAUGUGUGCAGCAGAACAGAAGUCUUAUAGUUCUCCUAUUGCUGGUGGUAUUCCAGUGACGUCUGAAUUUACUGCCGUUAAUUUCCCUGCUUUUCAUAUAGCACCUGUGAACCUAAAGCUACCCGCAUCUUCUGUAGCUACUGUCUCCGUGGUGAAUGGCACUGCUGUGACUUCAGACCAGGCUGACUCGAUCCAAGCCCCAAGCGCUUCAGUUAUGAACUUUACACUACAACACUUGGGACUGAUUCCAGCCAAUCUACAAAUGUCUGCAAAUCAAGUACUUAGGUCUGGCCCAGUUUGUCAAGGAGCAGAACAUGCUAGUUUGGUUUCAGAAAGUGUAGGCUUCAAACAGGAGAAAGCAAUACAGAAUGUUUUACCACCGUACGGUCAUGAGAUAAAUGGUAAAUCAGUUUCAGCAGCUUCUUUACAGCAGGCCACUGUUCCUGUUACGUCCAGCAUUCUGGAUAAUUGCCAUGACUUCCAAGCAUCAUGCGAGUCAGCUGUAGUUCCUGAGUUUUAUUCAUCCUUUCAUGAAUCAGAUAGAAUAUCUCAAGCAACACUGGCAAUUCCACAAAGAGAACAUGGUGUUUCAACAGAAGAUAAAUUUUGAGUUGGUAUAAAAUAUUGUUGAACUCUUUCCCCAAACAGAUAUGAUUGAAACACUUAUUUCUGGUAUUAUAAAUGUGUACUCUGGAAAUAAUACUUGAUCAUAAUGAUGACUUCUUCAUGCUUGAAUAUAUAUA
This is a messenger RNA of Podarcis raffonei (Aeolian wall lizard), 3076 nucleotides long. RefSeq names its product E2F transcription factor 8 (gene E2F8). Gene Ontology annotation, molecular function: DNA-binding transcription factor activity, RNA polymerase II-specific; RNA polymerase II cis-regulatory region sequence-specific DNA binding. Gene Ontology annotation, biological process: regulation of transcription by RNA polymerase II. Gene Ontology annotation, cellular component: RNA polymerase II transcription regulator complex. Bases 133 to 2943 code for a protein of 936 amino acids. The transcript is spliced from 14 exons. NCBI's taxonomy places the organism in Eukaryota, Metazoa, Chordata, Lepidosauria, Squamata, Lacertidae. The record is from RefSeq and is a predicted model, not a curated record.